Molecule: messenger RNA, 4658 nt
Organism: Drosophila sulfurigaster albostrigata
Lineage: Eukaryota; Metazoa; Arthropoda; Insecta; Diptera; Drosophilidae
Exons: 5
Coding region: 1844-2950 (368 amino acids)
Molecular function (GO): acyltransferase activity, transferring groups other than amino-acyl groups
Source: RefSeq, a predicted model, not a curated record
CAGAAUCAGUUCGUUGUCGUCAGUCAGUCAGAUUAGUUCGGUCUCUUUUGCGAAUAAUUCCAGAACCACAGAACACAAACACCUCUUCUACAUCCAAGCACCACACACAGCCACAACGAAUUGGAACGCAUUGCAAAAAAAUAUAAGAAGAAAAAAUAAGAAGAAAGAAAAAAGAGCAGCAGCAACGAAAGUUAAACACACACAAUAAAAUUAAGACAAAUUCAAUUUCAUCACGAGGCAAGAGUUGAAGUGUGCGUGUGUGUGUCUUUGAUUUGUGUGUGCUUGUGUGUGCGCCGCGUGUGUGUCUCGUGUACCCUCGUGUGAGUGUGUUUGUCUUGCCUCUGUGUGUCCAAGUGGCGCGUCCUUGGAGCGAGCCAGCCUACCAUACAACUUGCAACUCUUUCUGAAGCCCCCCCUUCCAAAAAAAAAGCAGGCGCCGCACAAGGAUACCCAAGGCAAUUACAAGCAACAACAACAGCAACAGCAGGAGCACCAGCAGACAGCAGACAGCGGCAACAGUGAGUUCAGCUGCAGCAGCAAGCAGAGUAACCGCAACCUCAACCAGAACGACGACCACAAGCUGAAGCUGAAGCUGAAGCAGAACCAGGCCAACAACGCAGAAAAUCAAUUUUCGUGAAAAUACAUAAAUUGCAACGAAAAAAAAACGUACUUUCAAAAGCGAGCGAGCGAUCGAACAAGCGACAAGCGAAAAAGUGUGAGUGCAACAACAAGAACAGCAACAACAACAGCAACAACAGCAGCAGCGGCAGCGGCAGAAGAAGUCAACAGAAUUGCCAUCUCCAUCAACUGCUACCUCUGGUCGUCCUCAGCCGCCAUGCUGGACUAGCACACGCCUGUUGUUGUAUCUGCUGACGAUACACAAUACUACAAGCAAAGCAAAAGCAAAAACAAAAACAAAAACAGAAACUGAAAAUCACACAAACAAAGAUACAAGAACCAACAACAAGAACCUAAACAACAAAAUCGGGCUUGCCUCGCUGGUUAGGCCUGUCUGUGGAGGAGGUGCAACGGGGGCCAAAACACAACAACAACAACAAAACACACACAUACUAAACGACGCAAGGGUCUCGGCAACAACUCAAUAACAAUAGCAGCAGCAAUAGUAGUCAAAGCAUCCGCAGCAGUCGCAGCAGCAGCAACGACAACAACAAAAACAACAACAGCAGCAGCAGUAGCAGAACUUCAAUACUUCGCAAUCGCAUACAAAAUCGCAUCGUGUGUUCGUCUUCGUAUCGGAUAUCGGCCUGCCUCCAUUCAUGAAGGCCUAACCAACAGAAGCUGACAGACAAAAAAAAAGACACAAAUUAUAUCAGAGACCCAAAAAUAACUACGGCAAGGAAAAACCAAACAACAACUAACAAAAUCUCAAUAACAACUUAUUAAAAAUAAAUAUUACAAAUUACUCAAGAACAAAUUUUUGAAAUUCACAAAUUCGAAAAGCACUCGACAACAACAAACAAGAACAAAAAUUUAUAAAUAAUAAAAGAGCAUCUGUGAUUCGCAUAUAAAAAUAAUAAUUAUAAAAUAAAACUUAUUUUCAUACUGCACGUUUUUUUCCAAAACUAAACUAAACAAAAAUAACAAAUUAUUUAAAAACAAAUUUUGAAAAAAUAUAUAACCAACAUUUGCCAUAACUAUAAAAUUUAAAAAGCUCAAAUAUUAAUUAAAGCAGCACAACGGAUUGGUAAUAAAGGGAUUGCCAGCACCGCAGCAACCACAGCAGCAGCAGCAGCAGCUACAGCCACAACAACAACAACCGCAACAACAACAGCAGCCGCAACAGCAACAAAUUCAUACAAGGUCAACGGAAUUAAUAUUUUAAAUGGAAAUCAUUCCUGAAGGUAGACACUUUCGUUUGGUGCAUGAAUCAGAGCUUCCAGAAAUUUUGGUAACUUUAGAACGCUAUCUGCCGGAAUCAUUAAAGUUUCAUCAAACCAUUAAAACGUACCUGAAUGAUCGUAUUUGGGAUUUCAAGUUUUAUGUUGCUAAAGAUUGGCCCGAAAAACCGAUAAUAUUACAUUUUCCAGGAUGCACGCUUACGCCCUACAACAAUAUAUACCAAGCUUUUGGCAUAUUUUGUCCAUCCGCACAAAUCGAGCAUGUCGAUCUGAUGCGCACCGAAGAUGUACUUAUAGAUUGGCAGAAGCCAUUGUACCUGAACUUUACGCACAUCGCAAUUAUGAAUCGCCUGGAUGAUUUCUAUUCGAAAAUUGGGCUGAUGGAGCGACUAAGUGGUGAUAUCUAUGUGUGUAACAAGCUCAACACGGACCUCGAGCUUGACCCGUUGCCCGACGAUGCAGAGAUGCGACUGCUGACACUCGACAAUGUCCAGGGCAUACACGAUUUAUAUCCGGCCAAUGAAAUCGAAUGCGUCAAAUUGUUUGAUAUACUCGUGCGUGUGCUGCCCGGUUUGGGAAUCUUUCGCAAGGAUACCAACGAGCUGGCCGCAUGGAUGGUCCAUUCAUACUAUGGCGCAAUGUUUUCGAUGCAAACACGUCCAGACUAUCGACGCAUGGGUUAUGGCAUCCGUCUGGCCAAAGCGUUGACGCAGCUUGUGAUUGAGCGCGGCUACACACCGUUUGUUGUGAUACGUCCACAUAAUGAUGCCUCGAGGAAUCUGUAUACGAAACUGGGCUAUGUCAAGGCAUACGAGACAUGCCGCGUCCGCAUGACCCCCGAUUGCUAUGAGGACAGCACUGUGGGCACCAUCAGUAACACAUCCUAUGCCAAGUUUCCGCCGCUACCUCAGGCCAACGACGACGACGAGUGUGUCGUCCAGCUGCGUCGUGUGAAGCAAGUACCCGGCGAGAGUCAGACUGUUGACGACGAGGGCAUCGAGGAUAUGUUGGCUGAAAAAUGUGAUAUCAGCAACGAUGAGGCUAGAGAGCGUAAGACCACAACUGAUGAGGGCAUCGGCGAGGAUAAGUAGAACAAAAACAAAACAAAAAACACAUAAAACACAAAAAAAAAAAAACAAAACAAAAACAAAGCGGCUCCAAGAGCUUUGCGCCCCCCUCAAUAACAGAGAGUUACAGAUUGAACGAUUGAAUGCUAUAUAUACACUUAUAGAUAUGGAUGAUACGAAAAAGAAGAAAACGGAGAUAUAUGGAAUAUGUAUGUAUGUAAAGUUGUAAGCACCUAGAUGUAGGCACCUUUAGGGGACAGGACAGGAUUGUGACGUCGCGUCGUGUCGAUUCAACUCGAAACAUUGCAAGGCACAAGUGGCGUUAAUUUUUUAACAAUUAUAUUAAAAGCUAAACAAAACACAAAUGAAUAAGAAACCGAAACAAAAACAGAACCGAACAGAACAGAAGUUUAUAAAGUAUCUACAUAGUAUUUACAUUUAUCUAUGUACGAGUAUAUUUAUAGAUGGUAAAUGAAGCUUCCUCACACAAAAGCGCAGCGUGUUUUCAGUACGAUCAAUUUGCUAAUCGAGACGAAUGUUAGUCAGAAAAUGAUUUAUUUUAUAUACAUUAAAAACAAUUGAAAACUAAAUACAAAAAAAAAAAAAAAAACAAAAGACAUAGGUGAGUCCAAUGAAUUCUACGUAAUGAACUAAACAAAAAUAAUAAAGGAAUAAAAUGUACACCACGGAGAACACGCUGGAGAUCCGAUUUUAGAAAAGAACAAACACAAAUAAUGAAAGAAAUUUUUAAUUUUUUGCUAAAAAUGCUUUUACAAAAUGAAAUCCAACAAUUGUAGCAAGACGAUGACGGCUAAGUGCGAAAUAAAAACAAAAUCAAGGAGCGUAUAAAUUUAUUAUAAACUAUAUAUAUAAAUAUAUCUAUAUAUCAAAUUGUUAAAAAAACACACACACACACAAAAACAAACUAACACGACAACAACCAACUACAAAGAUAAACAAAAAUAACUUCUCUAUGGCUCCACGCAAACUCAGAACAGGUAAAUCAAUUAUGUAAAAUGAUAAAACGGUUUUGGUACCAAAUAUUUUACGAUACUCGUACACUUCUCUAUUUAUGGGCCAUGUACAACACUCUACUCCCUCCCUACAAAUCUUUAUAGUAACUCUACUUAGCUUUUGACGAUUUCAAUUUAAUAUUUUAUUUGAUUGUACUCAAAUGAACAUCUCAAUUAGCGUGGCCCAGGCGAGACAAUGCUUUGAUUUUGAAAAUACAUUUGGAUUUAUAGGCUUUUUCAAAUUUAUAUAUAUACCCAAAAUGACAAACAAAAACAAAAGCGUAACAAAAUGAAGAACAAAAAAAAAACACAAAUAUAUAUUUUACUAUUAUGAAAUUUUAUUAAACUAUAUGCAAAAAGAGUACUUAAUGAUUUUUUGCUCCUACAUAAAAUAAAUAUUUUUUAGCCGAGAAAGAAACAAAUGAAUGAAUGAAAAUAAAAACACGCCAAAGAUGUCUUCUGCUUUAUUUUAAGUACGUACUUAUUAUGCAAAGGUAGGAAAUAAUUAAUAACCAUGGCUACAACUUGAUUACACAAAACUGCAAAAAGUUUCUCAAAUCGUUGAUCGCCGAGUAAUAAUUCAUUUUUGCCUUUGCCUAUUGACAAUUUUCCAUUAUGAAAACUCAAAAAAAUAUACGCAAAAAAUCAAAUUAAAAAUGACAAAAUGAAAACUAAAAGAAAAAUUAAAAAAAAAAACAAACAAACAAAACAAAAAAGAA